CUUCUGCCCACGGCCACCACCCCCCAGGCACAAAGCGAACAACGCACUUGCCUUCCUUUGUUUUACAUUUUGCGAGUGCUGAGAAAGAGGAGCAAGUUGCUCCUCCUGCUCCGCCCAUUCAAAUGCUGUGGACGGUGCACCUGGACGGUGGGCCGCAGCGGGUCAAUCACGCGGCGGUGGGCGUGGGCGACUUCAUCUACAGCUUCGGCGGCUAUUGCACCGGCUACGAUUAUCGCUACAACGAGCCGAUCGAUGUGCAUGUCCUGAAUGCGCACACAAUGCGCUGGUCGCUGGUUCCCCAGCAGCUGGACGCCGCGGGAGCGCCGCUCAAGUAUCCCCAGGUGCCCUUCCAGCGCUACGGCCACACGGUGGUGGCCUACAAGGAGCGCAUUUACAUUUGGGGCGGUCGCAACGACGAGAAUCUCUGCAAUGCCUUGUAUUGCUUUGAUCCCAAGACGGCCCAGUGGUCGAGACCGCAGGUCACAGGCUGUCUGCCUGGCGCCCGUGAUGGCCACUCGGCCUGUGUGAUCGGCAACAGUAUGUUCAUCUUUGGCGGCUUCGUCGACGAGAUCAACGAGUUCAGCAGCGAUGUGCAUAGCCUCAAUUUGGACACCAUGGAAUGGCGCUAUGUUCAGACCUUUGGCGUGCCGCCCAGCUACAGGGAUUUCCAUGCGGCUGUGGCCUACGAGCAGGAGCGCAUGUACAUCUUUGGCGGCCGCGGGGAUAAGCAUAGUCCUUACCACAGCCAAGAGGAGACCUAUUGCCAUGAGAUUGUCUACCUGGACAUGAAGACCAAGGUCUGGCAUCGACCAUUUACGGCGGGCAAGGUGCCCGUGGGCCGUCGCAGUCAUAGUAUGUUUGUGUACAACAAGCUGAUCUACGUUUUUGGCGGCUACAACGGGCUGCUCGAUCAGCAUUUCAACGAUCUGUAUACCUUUGAUCCGCGCACCAAGCUCUGGAAUUUGAUAAGGGGCAAUGGCAAGGCGCCGACGGCUCGCCGCAGGCAGUGCGCCAUUGUGAUGGCCACCCGGAUGUUCCUGUUCGGCGGCACGAGUCCCAGGAGCAGCAGCAGUAGCUCUGGAUCGAUCAGUUCCCCAGCAGCAGCGGAAGCAUCUCAGCCAGAAACUGGAGCUGCGGCCACAACUGUGCCGCCCGGCGUAACGCUCAUCGACUACAGCGAUCUGCAUGUGCUGGACUUUGAGCCCACUUUGAAGACCCUAGCCACGAUGGUGGUGCUAAAGCAUCAGCUGGACAUCUCGGGGCUGCCCAGGAGCUUUCGUUCCGAUCUGCAGAUGCUCACGCAGCCGAACAGUAUUAGCCGGCCCAUCAAUCAGGCCGGCUAGCAUCUAAAAACCUAAAAAAAAACCAACUGUCGACUGCCACAAACGAAAGAAAACGCAUCACGGAGCCACUAGUCCGGUUCCUGGUAUUCUAAAAACCAUUGGAGGAGCAAGC
Molecule: messenger RNA, 1455 nt
Organism: Drosophila takahashii
Lineage: Eukaryota; Metazoa; Arthropoda; Insecta; Diptera; Drosophilidae
Product: kelch domain-containing protein 3
Cellular component (GO): cytoplasm
Molecular function (GO): chromatin binding; protein binding
Source: RefSeq, a predicted model, not a curated record